Vicia villosa (hairy vetch) is the source of this 1218-nucleotide messenger RNA. RefSeq lists its product as uncharacterized. The transcript is spliced from 3 exons. The record is from RefSeq and is a predicted model, not a curated record. Bases 1 to 1218 code for a protein of 405 amino acids. Lineage: Eukaryota; Viridiplantae; Streptophyta; Magnoliopsida; Fabales; Fabaceae.
AUGGCCAACAACAACACACCCAGUCCUGAUCCCUUUGUCCUGGAACAACUGAUUGAAGAUUCCAGCCGCGAACUGAUGAACCGCCGUCGGCAGGAACGUGCUUUUGCCGGACAGAGGCAACAGACUCAGCACAUUCAACAUGUGCACGGCCUUCAACAAGUCCAGAACGUCGAACAAACCCGUCCUGAAGGACAGGUUCAGAACGGGGAAGACGGGCAGACCCGGCCCCAGACUGAACCAGACCAGCUCCAAGUGGUGAAUGAAACUGAUACCCGAGACGGGCAACACGCUUCCUCGUUCACCCACACCUCUGACAGACGAAGAAGCCGUAGCCCGGACGAGGAGGAACAGAUCAACAUUCCCGAGGGCGCUGAUCCGACUGCCAUUCUCCUACUCAAAGAGCUGCAGAAGACCAACCGCCUCAUCCGCCAACAGGGCGACCGCAUCCACGACCUGGAAAGGAGGCGACGAUAUCGCUCCCCCCAACGGAGGCGCCAUCGGUCACGUUCCUAUUCCUCUUCGCGGUCUCCCCCGAGGAGAAGUCGCAAGCGCAGUCCAUCUAGGUCUCGCUCCCCCUCGAGGAGAAACCGGCGCCAGCGGUCUUAUUCCCGCUCUCCACCUCGAAAGACGCGGAAGAAUCAGAAACCUGAAACCACUGAAGCCAAAGGUCUCUCACCCGAGCAGGAGCACCAAGGCCCCUCCAAAGCCGUGCAGAAAGUCCGCGAACAUUCUCCAAAAGACAACCGCAAAAUCUCGGGCAAAGCACGCAAUAAGCCCCAACGGGGCAGACAUUCAAACUCCCCUGAACCCAGCGACGAAGAGGAUUUCCGCAGUCCCUUGUCCGAGCAAAUCCGGCGUGUUCGUCUUCCCCGGGGGAUGGAAAAACCACCAGCCUUGGACCACUAUGACGGAACCACCGACCCCGAUGACCACAUAAGGAGCAUCGAAGCUGUCAUGGACUACCACGUGGAUCUUUUCCUAAGCCACUUCACCGCGUCUCGUCGGCAACCGAAAUCAGAAGCAAAUCUUGAGGCAGUAAUCCAAGGUGCCGACGAAUCUUUAAGAGACUACCUCGACAGGUUCAACAAAGAAGCUGUCCAAGUGCAGACCGCGGACUACAUGAAGAGGCCUUCAUCAGAUAUGAGGAAGCAGAGGCUGCGACCACGAGAGCGUCACGGGACAACGAUGCCACUCGCAGUUCCAACCAUGAGCCCUUAA